UAUUGCUUUUGUUAACCGCCUCCAUGCACGGGAUACAGAUAACAAUGCUCGCAGCGUUUAAUAAAUAGAUAAAAUAAGGAUUCUAGUACGUAAUAAUAUGUAGACUCAUAUAAUUAGUAUAUAAUAUUUUAUUUAUCUAUGGUUAAAUAUAUACAAUUAUACAACGAUAAAGAGACACCGCCCUCACUCGCUUUUACAUGCAUUAAUGUCGAUUGUCGAAUAUUGUAAAAUUAAUUAAAUAACAGCUUCGACGGAAGGACGACUAAUCAACCGUGAUCGAUAUUGUACCUGUGCGUCGUGAUAUUAUUAUUAUACAUUUCAGUAUUUCACACAAUCGAGCGUUUCGAUUAUAAUAUUAUUUAUAGUCGCACGCGACCACGGCUUUCGUCGUUUCGUUAUUAAAAUAGUGAGCUAUAACAACAACAGCAGCCAGCAGUCAGCACCACCACCAGCGGCAGCUGCACUCUCGGUCGGUCGAAAUCCUUGAUCGCUGUCGUCGUUUCUGUCGCAUGUGACUACACAUGCGUGUAUGCGACGGCUGAAGUCGUGAACGGUGGGCCAAGGCGCGUCCGAACGAUCCCGCCGGGCGCCGACGCCCUUAAACGCUAACUACAACAAUGUGGGCCAUCAGCGGCUUAGCCAUCGUCGUGUGGCUAUUGACCGCAACAUCCGCUUCCACCAGAUAUCCGGUCGUCUUGGUUCCUGGUGAUGGCGGUAGCCGCAUUGAUGCUAAAUUGAACAAACCCAGUGUCGUUCAUUAUUUAUGUGAUAAAAAAACAAAUGAUUAUUCUAACAUUUGGUUGAAUCUCGAAUUAUUAGUGCCAUAUGUAAUAGACUGUUUGAUAGAUAAUAUGAGACUGAUAUAUGACAAUGUUACCCAUACUACUCACAGUCCUCCAGGUGUAGAUAUAAGAGUACCUGGAUGGGGAAAUUCUUCUGCUGUUGAAUACAUUGAUCCUAGUUUAUCCACAUUUGGCGCUUACUUUAAAAGUGUUGGUGAUACAUUAGUAGGCACUGGUCUUGAGCGAGAUGUUUCUAUUCGGGGAGCACCGUAUGAUUUUAGAAAAGCUCCUAAUGAAAAUGCUGAGUUUUUUGUGAAACUAAAGACAUUAACUGAAGAAACAUACCAACAAAAUAAUAAUACACCAGUUGUGUUCAUUGUACACAGCAUGGGAGGAUGUAUGACAUUGAAAUUUUUGCGAGCUCAAACACAGAGGUGGAAAGAUCAACAUGUCAGAGCAAUGGUUUCAUUAGCUGGUGCUUGGGGUGGAGCUGUUAAAGCAUUGAAAGUUUUUACUGUAGGUGAUGACCUAGGAGUUUAUGUACUUAGUGGUAAUGUUUUAAAAGCUGAACAAAUUACAUCUCCCAGCUUAGCAUGGCUUUUACCAUCCCCAUAUUUUUGGAAGUCAGAUGAGGUAUUAGUAGAAACUGAUACAAAAAACUUUACAGUGACAGACUAUAAAUCAUUUUUUGAAGGCAUAGACUACAUGACUGGCUAUGAUAUGUACUUAGACGUUAAGCAGUACAUGGAUUUUGGACCACCUGGUGUAGAAGUCCAUUGUUUACAUGGUGAUACAAUUGCAACAGUUGAAAAAAUGAUAUUUGGACCAGGAAAAUUUCCGCUUAAGUAUCCUAAGUUACAAUAUGGUAAUGGCGAUGGCACAGUUAAUUCCAGAAGCCUUGAAGGUUGCAGUUAUUGGUCAAGUAUGCAAAAGCAAAAAGUUUUCCAUCAGGUAUUUCCAAAUGCUAACCACAUGACAAUCUUGAGUGAUGAACGCGUAAUGGAUUACAUUGCACAGCUCAUGGAAAAACUAUAGUUGUCCAAUUAUUUUAAACUUAACAAGUUAUUAUUAAGAUGUGUAUGAUAAUUUAAUAAUAGUUAAUGUAUUCAUUUAAAUAGAUAUUUAAGGAAAUCAGUAAUAAUAACCAAUUUUUAUUACUAAUUUUAUUUUAUUAAGUACAAAUUGGUACUCAAACUUCCUUCCUUAUAGUAUUUACUGUAAAUUUUAUUUCAUUGUUUACCAAAUAUCUUAAAAUACUUUGAAACAAACAAUAUCUUUGUUGUCCUGUGAAUUAAUAUCCAUAUUUGAAGUGUAUUAAAUGUAUUAAAAUCUUAAAAUCACCCAAUAAUCAUCCAUUGUUAAUCACUAUUUGUUUUAUGGCUUAUAAUCUAAAACAGCAAUGUUUUCAAUAUUUUGUAAAUUACAAUUAAAUAAUAUAUUACACAAUUUAUUAGUCAAUACUGUGAAUUAAGACAUAACAAACUAAUAUAAAAAUGUUACCAGAGCCUAGAGAACCUCAAAUUACGUGGAUAAGACUACUUGAUGGAAAUAUAAUAUGAUUAUCAACAACAUCUUA
This is a messenger RNA of Metopolophium dirhodum (rose-grain aphid), 2358 nucleotides long. Its product is annotated as phospholipase A2 group XV-like. NCBI's taxonomy places the organism in Eukaryota, Metazoa, Arthropoda, Insecta, Hemiptera, Aphididae. The record is from RefSeq and is a predicted model, not a curated record. The transcript has 9 exons. Bases 618 to 1817 code for a protein of 399 amino acids. Gene Ontology annotation, biological process: lipid metabolic process.